CUUGACGCGUGAAUUUGUUUUCGGCGCUGUUGUCGGCCAAAAGGAUAAUACCAGUGGGAUCGAACGAAUCGCCGUGACGUUGAAGGAUGCCGACUUAAUUGACGAUGAUCAUACUUCAGUGGGACUUCAGACUUGGGGCUCAUGUGUAGUAAUGAUGGAAAGGCUCUGCCUGAACCCAUCCGCGUAUGGCCUUUCGGAAUCCUCGGAACUCAAGCGACCCCUCCGCAUCCUUGAGCUUGGGGCAGGAACUGGACUUCUAAGUCUUGCUAUCGGCUCCUUGUGCAUCCGUGCCAAUAUACCCGCCCACAUCAUCGCUACUGAUUAUCAUCCGGACGUCCUCCACAAUCUUCGAGAGAACCUCACUGCAAAUCCUUGCUCGGUUUCCGACUCUGUUACCAUCAACGUAGAACCUCUUGACUGGAAGUUAUUUUCGGAUCGGCGCGAUGCACUAGACGGCGGUGACGGCGGAAGCAACCCUCGUUCGGGUGACAUGACACAAACAUUGGAUGGUCUUCUUAGCCCUAUCUUUUCCCAUCCCUUUGAUAUCAUCAUGGCAUCAGAUGUCGUUUACAGACCCAAGCAUGCGGAAUGGUUAUCAUGCACCGUCAAAAGCUUGCUCCGCCGUCACGAUCUUCCGGAUAUUGCAUCAGAUUGCGACGUUACCUCCCGUCCACCACCACCAGCUUCCUUUCAUCUUAUGGCUGCCAUUCGACCCACGCACGAACACACACGAUCCUCAAUUGAGAAAGCAUUCAACAUCCAUGAAGAAUCCUUCAAGACGAACGUGGAUAGCCCAACUCUCCGCAUCGUUUCAUUCCAAGAUAUUGCCAUCAAGGCGAAACCGGUUGGCCGUGCGGAUGAGAUCGGGUAUAGGGAAUACCGUAUCGAGUGGCGAUGAUGAUCAUGCUGCGAAGUCUUGGCCCUCUUCGUUUAUAGUCGAGAUAGAGCAGUGUUGUGCUAUUCCGAUAAGGAGCGCACUUCAUGCAUGAUUGUAUUAUGUGAUUCGCCAAAUUCAGUUGAACGAUCAUGCGUCACGG
This is a messenger RNA of Cantharellus anzutake, 1037 nucleotides long. RefSeq lists its product as uncharacterized. The transcript is spliced from 2 exons. The record is from RefSeq and is a predicted model, not a curated record. NCBI's taxonomy places the organism in Eukaryota, Fungi, Basidiomycota, Agaricomycetes, Cantharellales, Hydnaceae. The coding region runs from base 152 to 898 and encodes 248 amino acids.